Messenger RNA from Xiphias gladius (swordfish), 2083 nucleotides. It is a transcript of the gene hspa13, whose product is annotated as heat shock protein 70 family, member 13. Gene Ontology annotation, cellular component: plasma membrane; cytosol; cytoplasm. The transcript has 5 exons. Bases 150 to 1478 code for a protein of 442 amino acids. Gene Ontology annotation, molecular function: ATP-dependent protein folding chaperone; ATP binding; misfolded protein binding. Lineage: Eukaryota; Metazoa; Chordata; Actinopteri; Istiophoriformes; Xiphiidae. The record is from RefSeq and is a predicted model, not a curated record. Gene Ontology annotation, biological process: cellular response to unfolded protein; vesicle-mediated transport; protein refolding.
CACCGAAUGCUGACGUGUAUUUUGCUGGUAGUCUGUUUCGCAUUAACCAGUUGGUAAAGCCGGACGUCAUUUACCCGCAACUUGAACCUCUUUUUUACCGACACAUUGUGAAAUUUAAGCGGUGUGUGGCUUCGCAACAGUCUUUGACGAUGUCCGGAGAAAUUUCCAUGAUCGGUUCGGUGAUUCUGGCCCUGUUCCUGGCCGGCUAUCUGGGCCAGCAGUACUUACCUCCCCCUAAACCCAAAGUGAUCGGCCUGGACCUGGGCACCACCUUCUGCUCUGUAGGCGUCUUCCACCCGGGCAGCGGGGAAGUGGAGGUGAUAGCAGACGAAGAGGGGAGGAAGAGCAUCCCCAGCGCCGUCUCCUUCACCACCGCCACGGUGCUGGCCGGACACGAAGCCGUGGACCUGGCCGACACCAACCCCCAGAACACCAUCUACGAUGCCAAGAGGUUCAUCGGGAAGAUAUUUGAUCCGGAGGUCAUGGAGCAGGAGAGUGCUCGGUACCCGUUUAAGGUGAUUAACAACAAUGGGAGUGCGGAGUUUCUGAUCUCCACCAACCGUAGCUUCACCGUGAGCCCAGAGUUCAUCGGCUCCCGGCUGCUGCUGAAGAUGAGGAAGAUGGCCGAGAGACAGCUGGGCGUGCCUAUCCAGAAAGCCGUCAUCUCGGUGCCCGCAGAGUUUGACGAGAGACAGAGGAACUACACUGUCAGGGCCGCCAACCUCGCUGGCUUGGAAAUCCUGCGCGUGAUCAACGAACCCACGGCUGCCGCCAUGGCCUACGGCCUGCACAAGGUGGACGUCUUUAAUGUGCUGGUGGUCGAUCUCGGGGGAGGGACCCUGGAUGUGUCUCUGCUCAGCAAGCAGGGAGGCAUGUUCCUCACCAGAGCCAUGGCAGGAAAUAACAAGCUGGGAGGCCAAGACUUCAGCCAGAGGUUGCUCCAGUACACCACAGAGCGGGUGCGACAGGAGUUUGGCGUCCCACCCACCCUCAAAGAGGAUGUCCACCGUCUCCGACAGGCCGUGGAAGUCGCCAAGCUCAACCUCACCCUCCAACCCAGCGUCACCAUCGGGGUGCCCCUGCACCUUCACACGCACAGCAGCUCAGAGUUACCCGAAGGCUCCGCUCCUGCUCCGGUUCUCUUCCAGGCUGUUAUCACUCGUGAGCUGUUCGAGGAGCUCAACGAGGACCUUUUCCAGAAGAUUCUGGCUCCCGUUGAGACCGUGUUAGCCGAGGGCCAUCUGGAGAAAGAGGAAGUGGAUGAGAUUGUUCUGGUCGGAGGGUCCACCAGGAUACCGCGGAUCAGGAGGCUGAUCAGCGAGUACUUUGGGAAGGAGCCCAACACUUCAGUAGACCCUGACCUGGCUGUGGUUACAGGCGUGGCCAUCCAGGCUGGCAUCAUGGGCGGAUCCUGGCCUUUGCAAGUGAGCGCUAUAGAAAUCCCAAACAGACACCUGCGCAAGACGAACUUUAGCUAAUCUUUACUAAGGUUAUUUAUUAAGAUAAAAGGGACGCCACAGUGACUUGCCACAGAUUUGUAACUGUGUCACGCUUCUUUAAUGUGCUUAAUUCAACAUCUGCUGAUGUGAGGAAAAUGCACACCAAAAAAAAAUCACUGCCACCUAAAUGGAGACAUAUAAGACCUUCAGGUUUCCAACUUGUCUUGAGCUUCCCUGUUUGUGAAAGGUGACGGUAACAAAAAAGUGCGCAUCAUGUAUUGAAACAUACCAUCGUUCCUCUUUGACAUUAAUUGACGGAUAACUUCUGCAGAAGUCAACAGUCCUUUUCUCUUUCUCAAAGUGACAGCAGCUUUCACCGUGCGGUUUCAGCAGAUGUAACACACUGAGAUUCCAGUGAAAUGUGAAUGAGAAGCUUCUCUGUCGUGUAUCUACUGAUCCAUUCAGCUUCAUUGAUGAUGCUUUGCUAUGGUAGAUACUUAAAUGGCGUUCAAUUCAGGGAACAACCACUCAUUUAAAGGACUUAAAGACCAGCCAGUACAUAUUCAGAUAUUUAUUUAUUUAUUCUCAUUAACUGUGUGUGUGUGUGUGUGUGUGUGUGUGUGUGUGUGUGUGUGUGUGUGUGU